Nematolebias whitei (Rio pearlfish) is the source of this 2134-nucleotide messenger RNA. It is a transcript of the gene slc16a2, whose product is annotated as solute carrier family 16 member 2. Gene Ontology annotation, biological process: transmembrane transport. The record is from RefSeq and is a predicted model, not a curated record. NCBI's taxonomy places the organism in Eukaryota, Metazoa, Chordata, Actinopteri, Cyprinodontiformes, Rivulidae. Bases 108 to 1757 code for a protein of 549 amino acids. Gene Ontology annotation, molecular function: monocarboxylic acid transmembrane transporter activity; thyroid hormone transmembrane transporter activity. The transcript has 7 exons.
UAGCCAAUCAAAAUCAGGUAUUCAAAUCGCUGCUCGUGUGUCACUGACCUAUAUCCCAUGCGUGGACGUCAAAACCCCACGGGAACCUCUCCUCCACACCAGUCAGCAUGGGGACCAACGGGUUAGACAGUCCAACGCAGCCGUCCAGCGAGGCGUCCCGCACGGAGCAGCAGCCGGCUGCAGAGCCCCGCAUGGAGCCGAGAUGUGCUCCACUUCACGCAGACGGCGGUAAGGAUGGGCAGCCGGUGCAGCCGACAGAGGACGGGUCCAAGCCCCCCCUCUCUCCUGGUGCAGAAGAAGAAGCUGGGGUCCAGGUGAAGAUGCACGACCACGGAGCCGGAUUCGUGCCCCCCGAGGGAGGUUGGGGCUGGCUUGUGGUUUUUGCGGCCACCUGGUGCAAUGGAUCCAUCUUCGGGAUUCAGAACUCUUUUGGCAUUUUGCAUUUGAUGCUGAUGAAGGAGCACUCUGACCCAGAGGACCACUCCCAGUUUAAAGUGGCCUGGGUGGGGGCCCUGGCCAUGGGCAUGAUCUUCCUCUGCUCCCCUGUGGUCAGCAUGUUCACUGACCACUUCGGCUGUAGGAAGACGGCCGUCAGCGGGGCGGCGCUGGCUUUUAUAGGACUGCUCAGUACAUCAUUUGCAAAGUCUUUGGUCCUUCGCUACUUCACAUAUGGGAUAGUGUUUGGUUGCGGCUCCUCGUUUGCCUUCCAGCCCUCGUUGGUAAUCCUCGGGCACUACUUCCGGCAGCGCCUGGGCCUGGCCAAUGGCGUGGUGACGGCCGGGGCCAGCCUCUUCACCAUAGGCCUGCCGGUCUUUCUGGACAAAGUCCGCGAGCCUCUGGGUCUCAGCGGAACCUUCCAGAUUCUCAGCCUCUUUAUGCUGGUCCAGGCCCUGCUUGCCUUGACAUUCAAACCUUUGCUUCCCGCUGGUGGAGGCAUGGGCCCACCAGGCAUGGGGCCUGGUCCUGCUGAAUCCCGAACCCAGGCUACAGGGAGCACGAGUAAAUGGAGCAAGGCCAUGACCAGGGUUAGGAAGUACUUCAACCUGCGUGUGUUUCACAUUGUGACGUACCGGGUGUGGGCGUUCGGAGUAGCAACAGCCAUGUUGGGAUACUUUGUUCCCUAUAUCCACCUGAUGAACUUUGUGAAGGAGACGUUCGGAGAACUUCAAAAGGAGUGGGUGCUGCUGGUUUGCAUUGGAGCUUCGUCUGGCGUUGGACGCCUUGCUUUUGGGAAAAUUGGUGACCUCAUUCCUGGUUUGCAGAAGAUCUACAUGCAGGUGGUGUCCUUCAUAGCUCUGGGUCUGAUGUCCAUAUUGAUUCCUCAGUGCUCGGCGUUUGAAGGUCUUGUGGCUGUGUGUGUGUUCUUGGGGCUUUGUGACGGAUGCUUCCUCACCAUGAUGGCUCCCAUCGCUUUUGAGCUGGUCGGGCCCAUGCAGGCGUCGCAGGCUAUAGGUUACCUUCUAGGCCUCAUGGCUGUCCCUAUGACUGCAGGUCCACCCAUCGCCGGUAUUCUUCGUGAUUUCUUUGGCAACUACACAGUUGCGUUCUCCCUGGCGGGGGUCCCUCCUAUGAUUGGGGGCGUGGUGCUGUUCUUUGUGCCCCUGAUACACUGCCGGCUCCAGCGAGGCCAGGCGCCGCCUGAAGAGACGUCCACGACCUCCCACAUGUUGCCCAGUGCCCCACCAGCAGGGGAACCCAAGAGCUGCUUCAACGGAGACCUCCUGCCCGGCUACACGGACGUAGAGACCCACAUCUGAGUCACAUCUUCAAGGGAUUCAACCCACCAGCACUUUUCUCAUCCUUUGAUUGCCUGUUUCUCUAACUGAAGCCUCAGCUGGAGGCUUCCUGUUGGCUUACUUUAAAAUCUCUCAUCCUUCCAAAUCCCUGCCGGCUGUUUUGCUUUUUUUCACGCAAGGAGAAGACGAGAAGCGGGCUCUGACUAAAAGCUUCAGGUGCAUCAGCGUUGGAUGAUGAGGAGGAUAAGCACAUGUUCUCAACUCGAAGCAUUUUAUGAUGACACAAAGGAAAAAAAACUGAAUGGCCAUCUAUAUUUGCAUCAUUUAUCUUUCUAUCAGCUCUGAAGCUGUAAAAAAAAGGACUUUUUAUUUUAUUCUGUACACGAACACAUUAAGAU